This is a messenger RNA of Sarcophilus harrisii (Tasmanian devil), 2006 nucleotides long. RefSeq names its product submaxillary gland androgen-regulated protein 3A-like. The coding region runs from base 346 to 1041 and encodes 231 amino acids. The record is from RefSeq and is a predicted model, not a curated record. The transcript has 3 exons. NCBI's taxonomy places the organism in Eukaryota, Metazoa, Chordata, Mammalia, Dasyuromorphia, Dasyuridae.
GUUGAUAGUAGAUAAAUAUAUGAAAUAUAUGGCCUGUAAUAGAAAUCUAUGCACAGAUAUAAUAGGAAGAAAGAUAAAUUGAUUUGUGGAUUGAUAAAUGAUGGAUAUGUCAGAUAGAUAGAAAAAUAUAUAUUAAUAAACAAAAAAGAAACAUACAUACUAACAAAGAUACAAACAAUAAGUAUAUAGAUAGAUGGUAGAUAUAAUGCAUAUAAAUGUGUAUUUACUGUACACACUUUUACUAAGUAAUUAUUGAUUUUUUUAAGGAACAUGGCAGAUCCCAUUUCUCAUAAAAGAAAACAAUUGCCAAAGUUGGCAGAUUAUAAAUAUCUCUUCUUUGAGUAAAUGAAGUCAACCCAGAAGUGUCCUUACCUCCUCUCAAAUCAAACCUUGUUUCUCUCAAUCAGAAAAGUCAGGCACGAGGACUAUAAAAACAAGUUGUUUCCCUUGUGCAUGUCCUAUUCUGUGGUGCUUCUGUGGUCCUCAAAGCAGAGACUACUCAGAAUUUACCUGAAGAGUAUUGUCUUGAGAAGAAGCCAACCCCACAGCUUUUGGGGAGUUGCAAAAAUGAAGACAGCAUCAUCACUGAUUGUGGUCCUUGUGACUCUUGCUGCUUGCUUCUCUUCUAAUGAAUGUCACAGAAGACCCUACCGCCACAGGCAUCAUCGUGGCCCUCUCCUACCAGGACAAGAUCCAUUUCUCUAUUAUCCACCUUACCUUCCCCCUAUACCACCCAGACAACCCUUUCCUCCUUACUUCCCACUUCCUCCCAAUAUUCCUUACUUUCCAAGACCAAGGCCAUUUCCACCAAUAAUUCCUAAUUUUCCUCCUAUUAAUCCUAUUGUUGUUACCACUUCUACCCAACCCACUACCACCACUACCACCACCACCACUGCUGCUCCCACCACUGCCGCUCCCACCACCACUGCUCCCACCAGUACUGCUUCUCCCACCACCGCUGCCAACCCAAAUACAACCACAGCUACUACUCCUAACAUUUUUUCUGACUUGUGGAAUAAGUUAAAUUCCUUUUUUGGAUGAGGAUGAGGCAAUAAAAUGCCCAAGGAUCUCAUCUCUUAAGAGAAAUUUAUCUGCAAAGGCAAAAGACAAAAUAAUCAUCCUUUCUCCAAACAUAAUUCUUAGUAACUGCAAAAAUAGAACUCUGAAACCUCAGAGAAUAUUCAUUAGUAUUGCUAUUAACAAUACUAUCAUGGAAUGCUAAAUAUUACAAAUUAUAGAUAAGGUUUCACUCCUCCAGUAACAUGGACCCAUGAAAUGAAACCCCUAAGUAAUGCAGGAUGCCAAGAAAUGACGAUCAAUACGAAAGAUGUCACCAAAAUGUAUAGAUGGGCAGAGGCAGAGGGCAAAAUUACAUUAUGAUUCAAUUUAUCUAGUUUUCCGCUAGUCCUCGAAAAAAAAUUACCCAUAUUGUGACAAAGACUAUGCAACAAAUACAAAAUGUCCUUGUGAGUAAUAAAUAUUUUGAAUUUUAAAAAAUAUGUAUACAUUUUAUUUAAAGUAUAAGAAAGACAAUUCUAAUAGGAAGAAAAUUUUUUUUAAAAAAAUCAUGGAAUCUUGAGCCAUGUCAAAAAACAAUCAUCAUUUUGUUAAGUGAUGGAUGUUAGAGUGGAUAGAGAUCUCAUAUCAAAACCUGGGAAAUCAGUGACCAAUAAUGGCAAGUCAUUUUAUCCUCCAAGUUUUAGAGACUUCUCAAAGAUUCAAAGACUGGAGAUGUUGACCUGUAUGGAGAGAGGAGCCCAAAGUAUAUUAUAUCAUAGUAUAUCACCAGGCAAUGAAGAAUAACCUAUUGAAAGCAACAUUUACCCAUCAUAAAUUGUAAAGUGAACCUUGAUUUUGCAUUGCAUGAUAGACUAAAUCUACUCUCAAUGUAAGGAUAAUAAUUGAAGGAUUUGAGGUCAUUUUUCCUUUCUGUCAAUACAUCUAACAAUUGUGGUCAAUGCUAUGUUGAUUUUUCCUAUCUAAUAAAUGUUUAAAGCAUCUAUUUA